AUGGGGUGUUCUAUGUUUCACUUUGUACCGGCUCCGCCGCGGAGCCGCAGUCGUUUUUCCCAGGGCCCAAAUGAGCGACUAUCCACACGAGCCUGCGCUCUUUUCCUCUGGGGGGCACUCGUUUCCGCCUUUUUCCAGCAUGCUGCGGGCCACACCAUCCAACUUUCCAUGCAGACGACUUCACGCUUGGGCUUCAUUCCCUUGGGCAUGCCAGCUGCUCAUCGGUCGUCUCUCCACGCACAUGUUUGCUCUCCUGCUGGCCGCGCGUCCCCACUUCGCACUGUCGCCUGCGGUAGACAGCGCACAGCCUCGUGGUACAACAACCUUCUUUCUAGAUUCAACCUUCCACAGAUGGGCGAGGGGGGGACACCCAGGUCCACGCAGCUCCGAAUGGCAGAAGACGGCCUCGUCCUCAACUCAGAGGACUACACCGAGAAGGCAUGGGAGGCCAUGGGUGCGCUAGGCGAGUUGGCCGACAAGCUUGAGUCUGGUUACGUGGAGGCGGAGAUGCUUCUCAAAGCUUUGCUGGAUGACGGGCCGGACGGAUUGGCGACGCAGAUCUUCUCCAAAGCGGGGGCAGAUGUGCCUAAGAUGCAAGAGGAGCUGAAUCGACACUUGAAAACACAGCCGCGAAUGACGAUGGGGUUCUCCGAUCAGAAGGUUCUGGGCCGCGGGCUUCAAAACGUCCUUACAGCCGCGCAGCGGUACAAACGAGAGUUUAAGGACCAGUAUAUGAGCGUGGAGCAUCUGGUGCUGGCUCUGGCUGCGGAAGAUACCAAGUUCACGAGGCCUUUCCUGACUCGGAGCAGCGUCUCCUUCAACAAGCUCCGCAGCGCCGUUGAGGACAUCCGCGGCAAGAAGAAGGUCACGUCGAAGAACCCUGAACUGGCCUACCAGGCGCUCGACCGGUACUCGAGGGACUUGACUGCCGCGGCGCGGGCAGGGAAACUGGAUCCAGUCAUUGGUCGAGACGACGAAAUCCGGCGAACCAUUCAGAUUCUCUCGCGGCGCACCAAGAACAACCCCGUCCUCCUCGGUGACCCUGGCGUCGGGAAAACGGCCAUUGUGGAGGGGCUGGCGCAGCGUAUCAUCUCGGGCGACGUCCCAGACUCGCUCAAGGGCCGUCGCGUGAUAUCGCUGGACAUGGCCGCUCUAAUUGCAGGCGCCAAGUAUCGAGGCGAAUUCGAAGAGCGACUCAAGGCGGUGCUGAAAGAAGUUCAGGACGCCGAAGGCGACGUUGUGAUGUUCAUCGACGAGAUUCACACCGUCGUCGGAGCGGGCGCGGGAGGAGAGGGCGGGGCGAUGGACGCUGGCAACAUGCUCAAGCCCAUGCUCGCCAGAGGGGAGUUCCGCUGCAUCGGUGCGACGACGACGACGGAGUAUCGGCAGUACAUCGAGAAGGACAAGGCCCUCGAGCGGCGUUUUCAAAAAGUCUUGGUCGAAGAGCCACAGGUCACGGAAACCAUCAGCAUUCUGAGAGGCCUGAAAGAUCGCUACGAGGUGCACCACGGUGUCCGUAUCCUGGAUUCCGCCCUCGUUGAGGCAGCGAAUCUCGCCCACCGAUACAUUAGCGACCGUUUUCUGCCUGACAAGGCGAUUGACCUCGUCGAUGAAGCGGCGGCGCGGCUGAAGAUCCAGGUCUCCAGCAAGCCGAUCCAGUUGGACGAAAUCGACAGACGCCUGCUGCAGCUGGAGAUGGAGAAAAUCUCGAUUCAAGGCGAUAGCCGCGAACGCAUGCUGGACGAGCAGGAAAAGUGGAGGCUGCGUAGCGUCGAGAGCCAGAUUGAACAGCUCAAGACCGAACAGGCGAAACUCACCGAGGAGUGGACGAAGGAAAAGUCGCAGGUCGACGCGAUUCGCGCCUUCAAAGAGCGCAUCGACGUCGUGAAGGUGGAAGUCGAGAAGGCCGAACGCGACUUUGACUUGAACAGAGCGGCGGAACUCCGCUUCGAAACGCUCCCCGACCUCGAACGCCAACUGAAAGAAGCAGAGGAGCAGUACAAAGCCGCGACGGCUGGCGGCAAGCGCAUGCUGCGCGACGAGGUCACAGUCGACGACAUCGCAACCGUCGUCGCCAUGUGGACUGGGAUCCCUGUCACGCGACUGAAACAGAGCGAGAAGGAGAAGCUUCUCAACCUGGAGACAGAUCUGCACCGGCGAGUCGUCGGGCAGGAUCACGCGGUUCAGGUGGUUGCCGAGGCCAUUCAGCGCUCCCGCGCGGGCCUGAAUGACCCGAACCGACCCAUCGCCAGUCUCUUUUUCCUGGGCCCCACGGGCGUGGGGAAAACAGAGCUCUGCCGGAGCUUGGCGGAGCUCAUGUUCGACUCUGAGGAUGCCAUGGUGAAGAUCGACAUGAGUGAGUACAUGGAGAAACACACGAUUUCGAGGCUGCUGGGGGCCCCGCCCGGCUACGUCGGCUACGAGCAAGGUGGCCAGUUGACGGACGAAGUGCGGAAGAAGCCAUAUUCGGUCAUUCUUUUCGAUGAAAUGGAGAAAGCGCAUCCGGAUGUCUUCAAUAUUCUGCUGCAAGUCCUAGACGAUGGGCGAGUCACAGACGGAAAGGGCAACUUGGUUAACUUCCGCAACUGCAUCGUCAUCUUCACCUCCAACCUCGGGUCGCAGCACAUCCUAGAAAUGGCACGCGAUCCAGCUCGCAAGCAGGAAAUGAAAACGAAGGUGAUGCAGAGCGUGCGAGAAGCGCUGCGCCCGGAGUUCUUUAACCGCGUGGACGAGUUCGUCAUAUUCGACUCCCUGAGCAAAAAAGAACUGAAGAGCAUCGUGGGCCUCGAGAUGGCCAAGGUGGCGGAUCGGCUGCUGGAGAAGAAGGUGAAACUCAAGGUGGAAGACUCUGCCCUUGCAUAUCUCGCUGAUGUCGGAUACGAUCCCGCCUAUGGGGCACGACCGCUGAAGCGGCUGAUCCAACGUGAAGUGGAAACACCAAUUGCGCAGAACAUGCUACGAGGGAUAGUGAAUGAGAGCGAUUCUGUUUCUGUAGCGGCGGAAAACGGCAAACUGAACUUUUCGUUCCCUUCCGCAAAGAAGUCGCCUUCGCCUGCCGUAACGGCCACGGCUUGA
Besnoitia besnoiti is the source of this 3075-nucleotide messenger RNA. Its product is annotated as putative ClpB. The record is from RefSeq and is a predicted model, not a curated record. Gene Ontology annotation, biological process: protein refolding; cellular response to heat. Gene Ontology annotation, cellular component: cytoplasm. Gene Ontology annotation, molecular function: ATP binding; ATP hydrolysis activity. The transcript has 17 exons. The coding region runs from base 1 to 3075 and encodes 1024 amino acids. NCBI's taxonomy places the organism in Eukaryota, Apicomplexa, Conoidasida, Eucoccidiorida, Sarcocystidae.